AAGCGCUCGGUUCGUGAUUUUUUCGUCGCUCGUUAUUCGUUUAUUUCAGAAAAAAAUUGUUAGUAAAAAUAAAGAAUAAAAAAUAAUAGGAAAAAUUGUAAAAUUAGAGGAAAAUGCAAAAUGAAAACAAAUAAAAAUUUUUUUAAUGAAAUUUUCAAAUAAAUAAAGAAGUGAAAAAAAUAUUUUUAAUUUUUUAUAAGACAAAAAAACUCAAAAGUAAUUAUUUUUCAUUUACCACACUUCAUUUAUAAAUGGGUGCCAACAAAUGGGAAAAAAUUUAAAUUAAUUAUUAAAAUUUUUAGAAAAAUAAUUAAGUUUUGUGUAUAUAACAGAAAUAAUGUAAAAACGAAAACAAUUUCAGUUCUUAGUUAUUAAAAAAUUUUUCAUUUUUAAAAAUAAAUUCUUUUCCUAUUAAAUUAGUUUCUAAAAAUUUAUAAUAUUUAUUUUUAACUUAAAAAAGUGCUUAUUAUUUUAAAUUCCUCUUAAAUUUUUAAACUCUGCUACAGAAUUAAUAAUGUUAUAAACAUGAAAUUUUUAAAAAUUUCUCUAUGAAAAUAAAAGGUAAAUAAUGUAUGUACAUACUUUUAUAUUAUAUAAAUAAAAUUCUGUUUAAUAUGAAAUUUUAAAAAUACCCAAUUCUAAUAGAAAAAUAAAAUUAAAAAUUUCUUUAAAAUUAAUGAAAAGAUUUAGACACACAACAUUUAUUUAUGUACCCAGCUAUUUAAUUUAAUGGUUUAGCAAAAAAAUAAGGUAAUGAGGAGCGCAAGUAAAUAGGACAAUUAUACCAAAGAAAUAAGAGCAUUUCCUCAAACAUUCUUUAAAAAACACACACACAAACUAUGUACAUACAAAAUACAUAUAUAUACAAGUAAUAAAAUAGCAUGCAUGUGUAUAAUAUACAGAAAUAAAAAAAUUAUAAUUAAAAGGUGUAAAACUGGAAAAAAAAGAGUUAAAUUAGCAAAAAAUAAAAUCAGCAAAGAUAAUUAAUAAAGAUAAAGUAAAAAUAAUACGCGAAUAAUAAAAAAUUACUUUUUAAGGUGACAGUGUUAAAUUUUCAUUAAAAAAGAAUGAAAAUUAAAUAAUGAAAAAAAAAUAUAAAAAUUUUCCAGAGGAAGAAAAAAAACCAGUUGUAAUUCAAAAACAAAAAAAAAAAUCUGAAAGUUAAGGCGAAUAAAUGGAAAGAAGUGGACAAAAUAAAGUAUAAUUUAAGGAUUAAGGCAAUACAAAAAAAUUGUUAAUAAAUAACAUAAGAGAAGAAGAAAAUUUUAAAAAUAAGGAUUGUAGAAAUUUAGUUAAUUUAUGGUAUGAUACGAAUUUUCUUUCCCCAACAACAACUACUAAAAUAAAAAUGAAAAUUUUUAAUCAAGAUUUAAGUGUACUAAAAAAAUAUAACAAUUAUAACAACAUUGUAUAACCAAAAAAACAAAAAAAAAAAAGAGAAAUAAAACCAUUUAGUAGCAACAAUUUUUUUGUUAACGGGUUAAAAAUAACGAGUAACAAAAAUGUAGUAACCUCAAAACCGCUCCGUUCCACACAAUACCAACGAAAAAAAAAAGUGACACGUUUUUAUUGAAUAGAAAACAGAAAAACAAGAAAAACAAAGAAAAAAUGUAUAGAUAAAUAAAAAGAGAAGAUAUAAAAUAAAGAAUAUAAUAAUAGUUAUAAUAAUAAUAGUAGUAAGAAAAAAAAAUGAAAAGGGAACAAUGAUUAUAAUAUGAUGACAAGAAGCAAAUCGCUGGUUAAAAAAGAAAAAACAAGAACAAAACAAAAAAUAAUUUUUUUAAACGAUGAUAAAAAAAAAUGUAAAAAAUAAUAUAAUAAGAAAAACUAACAACACAUAACUAGUAAAUUGACAAAACAUAAGAAAAACAAAAUAUAAACAAAAAUAUUAUAAUACAAAACGGUUACCAAAUACUCUUAAGUAACAAAGAAAAAACAGAAGCACAAGAAGAGAGAGAGAGAGAGAGCAAAAGAAUAAACAAACAACAAAUAAUACUAUUAUAACAGUAACAAGCAAGCAAAUCUUGUAAAAUGUGAAAGCAAAUUAUAAACUUACAAAAUAUGCAUUAAAAGAAGACAAUAUAAUCGGUUACAACAGAAAAAAAAACAAAAAAAUAUAAAAAAAAUAAAAGAUAAACUAAUAAAGAUGGCAUAUUUAAAAUUUUUACAAUUUACAAGAAUGUCAAAUCAGUUCAUUUUAAAUUUAAUGCGCCUUAUUUACUUUGAAAUCGUUUUUAUAACGAUAUUUAUGGGAUAUGCAAAUGCUAAAAUUGGAUAUUUUUGGCAUAUAUCAGAUUUGCAUUUAGAUACGUUAUAUUCAACAAAAGGAGAUAUUCAUAAAAGUUGUUGGAAAAUAGAUUCACGUCAAACAAGUUCACUUGCCUAUACACGACCAGGUCGUUAUGGUGACUAUCUUUGUGAUAGCCCAUGGAGUUUACUUGAAUCAGCUACAGUUGCCAUGAAAUCAAGGCAGGGUGAUAAUGUUGAAUUUGUUUUAUGGACUGGUGAUGGUCUAUCAGAUUCAUCUCGUCGUAGAUUGGAACCCCACCGUUUAGAAAUUUUACGUAAUAUAACAGAUUUAUUUGGUAGAACAUUUUCAUCACAAUUUGUUUUCCCUGUAUUGGGACAUAAUGAUGGACCAGAUAUUAGUUUUCAUCGUUUAGGUGAACAAUGGAGACAAUGGUUACCAUCAGAAGCCUUACAAACAUUUGAAAAAGGUGGAUAUUAUUCGAUAGAACAAACAAAAAGUCGUUUAAGGAUAAUUGCAUUGAAUACAAAUUUUAUGCAACAUGAUCCAACAUAUUCAAAUCAAAUAGCUGCAGCUGUACGUAAAAGACAUCCAAGUAAUGUAAAUGGUGGCGGUAGUAUAGACUCAAAUGAAUAUAAAAAUUUUUAUUAUCAUCAUGGUGGUGGCGGUGGUGGUGUUAGUAGUAGCAAUAGUAAUGGUGGUAUUGGAGGUUACAAUACACAACAUUCACAUCAUUAUCAUGAUGGUAUAGGAACUGGUUAUGGUUAUGGAUCAUCAUCACAUCAUCAUUAUGGUGGUCCAGUUGGUGGACAAGUAAGUGCAUUAUCUGGUGUUGGAAGUAGUUAUGAAAAUCAAGAUACACAAAAACAAUGGGAUUGGUUAGAAGAUGUUCUUGCUAAAUCGAAAAGUAAUAAGGAAACUGUUUAUAUUGUAGGUCAUAUGCCACCUGGUUCUGAUGAAAGAAUUAUUGGUGCAAGUCAACAACAUGGUCAUACAACAUUCUCAGAAAAAAAUAAUUUACGUUAUUUAAGAUUAGUACGUAAAUAUUCAUCAAUUAUUCAAGGACAAUUUUUUGGUCAUUUACAUUCGGACUCUUUUAGGAUAAUCUAUGAUGAAAAAGGAAAACCAGUUUCUUGGAUCAUGAUUUCACCAUCUGUUACACCACGAAAAAUGAGUGUCGGUUCAAAUAAUCCUGCUAUGCGGCUUUAUAAAUUUGAUACGGAUUCUGGUCAGGUUUUGGAUUAUACACAAUAUUAUUUGGAUUUAAAUUUAGCAAAUUCAAUUGGUGAUCCAAAUUGGUUACCAGAAUAUAAUUUAACUCAUUAUUAUGGAUUAACAGAUAUAUCAGCAAUAUCUUUACAUAAUUUAGCAGAUCGAUUUACAACAAGCGAUAAUUCUUGGUUUCCAAAAUAUUUACGUGCAAAUACAGUAAGAUAUCAAACAGAUUCUUGUGAUGGAUAUUGUAUACUAAAUCAUUAUUGCGCGAUAACACGAGUUGAUUAUAUGGAAUUUCGACAAUGUCUUGAAAAGGAACAAAGUGCAUUAAGAUCAAGUUCAAGUGGCAAAUUAACAGUAACAACAACAUCAUUUCUAAAUUAUUUAAUGCCAAUAAUAUUAAUAUUUAUUAAAACAACAUCACGACAACUUUUUUUAAAAUUUUCAUUUGAUAGUAUCAUAAAAUUAAUUAAUAUUUUUAUUUUAAUAAUUAAUAUUUUAUUAAAAUUAUUCAAAUAUUUGUUGAAAUUAUUAAAAUCAAAAAAAUAUUUUUGUAUAAUUAAAGAAAUUAUACAUAAAAUAAAAUAUAAA
This is a messenger RNA of Condylostylus longicornis, 4054 nucleotides long. Its product is annotated as acid sphingomyelinase-like phosphodiesterase 3b. Lineage: Eukaryota; Metazoa; Arthropoda; Insecta; Diptera; Dolichopodidae. The transcript is spliced from 10 exons. The annotation marks the transcript as partial. The record is from RefSeq and is a predicted model, not a curated record.